CUCACAAUGAACCAUGUUGCGCUCCCUCUGCCGGCGCCCGUACGCAAUACGUGGCCCCUCGCUCCCUCCGCGCCUCCCCCAUGUCCCCAUCCGACCGCUGUCCGUGUUCCCGACACCAUAUCUAGCACAGCAACGACGUGCAUUCCACUCGACACGUAGGAAUGAAGCGGGGCCCCUCGUUCCCAUCCUCGCAACGCUGCUUAAAGCGUCUACGACGAUCGAGUUCGCGAGGACCGCUGGCAGGAUCAUCCUCACCUUCACCCCCCUCAUCCUGAUGAAGAACCUCAAGGCGCGCAAGAAGUUGCAGCGCGCGGCGGUCGCAGGCAUCCCCACCUCGGAGGAGAAGAAGCAGAGGAUUCUCAAGAAGAUACGCUCGAGGACGAUGCUGUUUCACGCCAUGCUCUUUUCCCCUAUCAUCCUUCUCUGGGCGACGAUCGUGGCCAGCUUGGAGCAGACACCGCUCACCGGGAGGUGGCGCAUGAUCAUACUGUCUCCCGAGGAAGAGCAGGAGAUCGCGAAACAACUCGCAGGCCCAGGAUGGUACCGCGCAGUCGGCGACAUCCUAUCCCCUAAUGGGGAACCGGUCCGCCUCGUACCCCCAACCGAUUGGCGCUACGCCUGGGUUGCCGCCACCCUCCGCCACCUCGAAUCCGUCGUCCCAAAGCUCUGCACCGAGCGCGAAGAAGACAGCGACUGGUAUGCGAUCGACGACGAAAGCCACCCCAUGCCCCCGCCAGCGGAGUACCCACUGCGUCCCCGCCCGCGCGUCUCGCAACACCUCCGCAUGUUCUGCGACAAGAUGAACGAGCGCAACACCACCAACGCUCCCCAUAUUGUGACCGACCCUCCCUACUCCCUCAUCAUCGUCGACGAGCCGAAUGCGUCAAACGCAUUCUCAUACGGUUUCGGACCUGACGGCGCAGGCGGUAUCGUCGUGUACUCUGGUUUCAUCGACGAUGUCCUCGCCAAGCACCCCGCCCCUCCACCAACUGCAGAACAAGCGCAAUCAUGGUCAUCCUGGCUCUUCGGGCCCUCAAGUGCUUCUCACCGACCACAGCAUCCAAUACCGACACCGGAACAAACGACCGAGCUGGCGAUCCUCCUGUCGCAUGAGCUCGCUCAUCUUGUCCUUUCGCACCACCUGGAGACGUUGUCAUCCGCUACUGUCAUCGUGCCCGGGAGCCUGUCAAUCCUGUCGGACGUCUUGCGCGUGCUCAUCUUCCCGAUCACGAUGCUCUUCGGCCCCUUCGUGAACGACGCGGUCGCACAGCUGGGGCAGGUCAGCUCGACGGAGCUCACCAAGAUCGGCGAAGCAUGCACGACGUACAAGCAGGAGAUCGAGGCCGACGUGGUUUCUGCUAGACUCCUCGCCUACGCUGGCUUCGACGCGCGCGACGCUGUGCGCUUCUGGGAGAACCGCGUCUCGAGCCAGUCCCUUGAGCACCCGCCCUCGGCCGCGCCACCGGCGAUGACUGACAAUGUCGCCGUGCGCAACAUCAUGGGACAAGGCCACCCGGUGGGCUCGGUGCGCGUUGAUCGGCUGAAGGACGAGCUGCUGCGAUGGGAGACCGAGCGGCGGGCGGCGCUGCUAAAGGCGCGGCUGCAGCCGCAGGAGAGCGCGGUCGUGUUGGCGACAGCUUAGAGGGUCCUUUCGGCCUUGAUCUAGUCCUUUGGCGAGGGACCCGCGUCGUUCUGCGUAGAUAUAUCAUCGGACGUGUCCUUGCUUUCGUUUUGCUUUACUCAUCUACUUAUCCUCGCUUCUACUCGCCAUCCACACUCCUUGCCUCUGUUUGCCCGGUCCAGCCAUGCUUGGGUUAUAUACUAUACGUUGGGGACUCAUUAAACUAUACCCGGCCUGCCUGGGCCAGGCGUCGUAGUGAUGUAUUUGUAGCUGUACCAUCCUAUCUAUUCAGCACACCUGCCUCAUUCCGCGGACGUGGCUGCCAUGUACUUAGGUCGAGAACCUACAGUACCUCGCCUGGUUAUCGUAGGUGCGUCAAUUGAGCGCUGC
Messenger RNA from Schizophyllum commune H4-8, 2011 nucleotides. RefSeq lists its product as uncharacterized. Gene Ontology annotation, cellular component: mitochondrial inner membrane. Bases 14 to 1642 code for a protein of 542 amino acids. Gene Ontology annotation, biological process: protein quality control for misfolded or incompletely synthesized proteins; mitochondrial protein processing. The record is from RefSeq and is a predicted model, not a curated record. The transcript has 4 exons. NCBI's taxonomy places the organism in Eukaryota, Fungi, Basidiomycota, Agaricomycetes, Agaricales, Schizophyllaceae. Gene Ontology annotation, molecular function: metalloendopeptidase activity.